GCGAGUAUCAAGGCCUCGCCAGCCACAGGCUGGAGGCUCCGGAUUGACCGAACUUACCUUUAACAUACUCGAUGAUGAAUAAGGUACGCAGGUCAACACAUCUUUUUUUGAUGUCUUUCUCGACAUCUCAAAUCUUUUGGUGUCUGUCUGCUUUGUAUGGGUGGUCGUUUUCGUUUACUGAAACUCCUGCGUGAACAGUGGAUCUGUCGGCUUUCCAAGGGCAGUCUGAGUUGGGAAACUCCACACUGGAAUUCCCUUCAGCGAAGGCAUGCACCUCGGCACAUUCAACCUGUGCUGUGUGCUCCUUCACCCUUUUAUUUCGUUAUUUAACGUAGCGUUGAACGCCGUUCUUAAAGUAUUCGCGCGUCUUUCGUUCUGUUCUGAACUACGUGGUGCACGUCGCCGCUAAACCCUAAGUCUUCCUCUGAGCUGGACCAAGUUGAAGGGAAGUGGAACGCUAUUGCAAGGGACACUGUGGGACAGAGGCACUCUCGUGAAUGGAGUAACGAAAUCCGGACAUCGCCGUCUCUCCGGGGAGGGCUGCAGUCAACCCACAAACCGAGGACAUCUGGCAAAGAUGCGUUACAAGAAAGGUAGACAUGAGACGUAGAAUUAGGCGAAGAGCCGAGAAGAGCGAAGGCGACAGAUUCCGCCUGAAGGCGGGAAUUCUCGCUGGACUUCUCGUGCUGAAACCUGUCUGGGGAAGAAGUGCUCAAUGGAAGGAAGACAAAUGCCGUCACGAGCAAAGACCCCAAUGUCGCAAGUUUCCGAUGCAGACACUUAGGCGGUGCGACAGAGCGAGACCGACGUCCGACCAAAGCGGGUAUCGUGAUGGCCGGUGGAGGAGAGCCUCUCGAUGGAAGGUCAGGGAAGCGCGUUCGCCUUUUGCAGCGACUUCGUCCUUGUCUUCUCCACGUGGCUCUCCUCAGUCUGAUCUGUUCUCUUCACCGCCGUUGUUUCCAACGUCGACAGCUGCAGUGUCAUCUUCCUCGCCUCCUCUGUCACAGCCUACUGUCUUUGCCUUUCCCCAUCCUGAUCGUCUGUAUUCACCAAGUUUUUCUUGCUCGCAUUUGUCUUCUCAGUCUGUCUCACAUUCGCCUCUCGCUUCUGCAGCUCUGUCGCCCUUUUCUCGCUGUUCAUUUCCCACAUUUUGUUCGUCUCCUGUGGAGGAGUGCACUUCCCCACCUUGUUGUUCCCCUCCUUCACCCUGGACACCGUUUUCGUGUUUCUUCCCCGCGGCGUCAGCCCUCGUGCAUGCACGUCGUUGGAAUCUUGGAAAAGAAGAGAACAGACUUUCACAUCCCGCCUCGAAACAACGACGAUUUAUUCGUCUGCGUUCUAGUCUUCGCUGUCUACACUGGCCUAUUCUUUUUCUUUCCGUCCUCCUCGUCUGCACUUGCCUGUCCCCUUCCCUGAUGACCAGUAACCUUCCCUAUCAAAAGCAUGCGCCCUCUUUCUUUGUUGUCAUCUUUUCCCACGCAGUCUCCCACAGUCAUGGCGGAAUCAGCCUUGCCUAUGUCUCGGCUGAUAUGGGUGACAAGGGUGUCUUAAAAACUCUACCUCAAGACUGGGAACCUGCCGAAUCCAGCGAGCUGAGGCUUUCACCUUCUCGCCGACCUUCCCCUUUUCGUCACAGUGUCACAUCACGUUCUUCUUCUAGCCAAAAGUCUGGCAGGAGCGACACCUCUCGACAGAGAGCCGCUCUGCCUGUCCCCUCGGUUCCCUUCUUGUUUUCUCAGUAUGGAAUGGCCUCACGGGUCGUUUCUCCACUCCGUUUGGAAACGCAGGCAACAAAACCCUCUGCCUCAUCUCCAGACUCCCAGGAAAAGAAUUUGGGGGGGAAAAGUCCUUCAGAGCACGACUUCGUAGCCGCAGUUUCUCCCCAUACUGAGAUUCGACCGGCUGACAGUCGCAGUGCUUCCUCGUCGGGAGGAGCUCUACUUUCCAUGAAAGACCGUCACCGGCAAGAACGGCAGCAAGGUAGGGGCGGAUCGAGCCCCCCAAGGACCGCGCCAUCCCCCAAGGGAGCAGCGCCAGCCUCAGAGGGUUCUUUUCCUUCUUUCACAGAAAGAAGAAGCAGCUUGGGAGAAGUAGAGAAACGUGAGCUUCUGAAGCUUUCUGCUGACGAUUCAGCGUUUGAGAAGAAGACAUUAAAGCUUCGCAAAGGCAUUGUGAGACCGUGGCCAGUUGCGGAUCCUAGCUUUUCCGGUUCUCUCUCAACUCGCGUUUUUUCGCCUUCGCGUAAACACGGCCCUUUGCUCCACGGCAGCAGUGAACUCGCGGAGGAAAACUCUACCGCGGAAGAAGACAGAAGCACGUGGAUACCAAUCGCUUCUUCGCAGGGAGACGGCGAGAGUGAAGAUGGACCUGAGCCGCAACCAGAGGGUGUAGAAGAGAUGCCUGGGUCGUCGGGAGGAAGCCGCCGUGAAGGCGAAGUGACAGGCAGAGGUGAACGGUGGAGUGGUAGACCUGAAGGGGCGAACAACACAGGAGAGUUGAUGCACCGCCAGAAAGCAGAGAAAGGUCGCCUGAGAAGGCGAAACAUAUUAAGAGACACCAUGGCGGAAAACGAGGUGAUGGCGGGGGCAAACAUGCUGGGGGAAAUCGAUGGCGGAGUGGAAGAAGCCCUGUGGACGGGGGCUUACCCUGGAUCUUUUUUGGGAAUCAGGAGCUCGGACGACGACGGAGACGACGGCGACGAUGACGGUGAUGAAGAAGAGGAGGAAGAAGAAGAGUCGAAGCACAAGCACCACCCCAAACACCACAAGCACAAACACGACAGCGAGGAGGAAGAAACAGAGGAAGACGAGGAAAAAGAACACAGGACACACAAGGCGUCGGAGAGCGGUCACAGUCACAGGGAUCAAAGGUACGCGCACACGGGAGCCUCGGUAGCUCAUAUCUUGCAGGGGAAUGAGGAUGAUGGGAUGCGAGAAAUAGAGGAAGAGAAACGAGAAUACGAUGAGGAGAGAAUGGAGGAGAAUCGCGAGAGAGAUGAAGAGAGGAGAGAAGACAGACGAGAAAGAGACGCAGAGAGACGGGAAGACAAAGAAGAAACAGAUGAGGAGAUCAGCGAGGAACAAGAGGAGAGAGGAGCAAGAAAGGGCAGACGCUCAGAGACGCAUGCAUCGCACUCAGCCUCGUCAUUCAGCACAGAAGAGGACCUUUCGACAGUCCUGACCAUGAUGUCCCCAGCCUUCGUUCCGGGCACGGGUUCGCACGCUAACACUGGCCACCACGAAGAAUCCCUUGCGGAGAAGAAGCACAAGAGUAAUGGAGCCGGAAACGCAGCCGGAUCUGCAACUCAAAUCCCAGCACAGGCAGGGCAAGCCGCAGCCGCUGGCACUCCUGGUGUGGCCGCCGCAGCCCCUGGCACCCCAAUGAUGCUUCAGAAAGUCCCUGGCGCUCCGAACCUUGUAGCAGGGGGCAUUGCCGCGGCAAUUCCUGCUGCAGCCUUUCCCCAAGCAACAAUGGUGGCGGGGUCUAACGGCCUCCCUCAGGGAGUCCCAGUAGCUGCGCCAGCUGUACCUACUGCUCCUUCUGCCGCUGCAGGGGCACCAGCAGCAGCGGCUUCAGGCGCUCCGCCAGGUACCCCGUCAGCAGCAGCGGCUUCAGGCGCUCCGCCAGGUACCCCGCCAGCAGCAGCGGCUCCGGGCGCUCCGCCAGGUACUCCGCCUGCAACAGCAGCGACUUCAGGCGCUCCGCCAGGUACGCCGCCAGGUACUCCAGCAGAGGCUUUAGGUGCGGUGCCAGGUGCUCCGAUAGCGACUCCAGGGGCGGCCCCGACAACAGCUACACCACCUGCUGCAGCAGGGACCCCUGGGGUUGUGGCAGGAGGGCCUGGACUUGUCCCGGCGGUGGUGGCACCUGCAGCAGGUGUGGCGCCACUUGUCGCUGCAGCGCCUGGAACGGUUGCUGGUGUACCACCCACCGCGGUGGUGGUGCCGACGACAGCGGAGCAAGCCGCUGUUGCUGCAGAGGUUGCCCGGGAGCAGCUGGUGGCGGCAACGUUGGCGGCAGAAGGCCUCGCGCCAGGGGCCGGGGUGCCGCCUCCGCCGCCGCACGGGAGGGGGUGGAAGGCCUGGAGUCUUGGCUUGCUGGCGUUUGCGAUUGUCGUGGCAUUUUCUUGCUGCGGAGGUUGUGGGUAUGUUUUCAACAACAAGCUCACUCGCAGUUUGCGCAGAAUGAGGCGAAAGUACAAAGACGCGCUGGCGAGGCGAAGGCUGUCGGAGAUGGAGAAGCAGCGCGCAAAGAAGCAUGGGGAGAAGGUCAGCGAAGACUCGGGAGAAGAAAAAGGAGGCGAGGGGAAGAACCAUCGGCACAAAGACUCCAAGUCGUCAGACGAGAAAGGCGAUGGCAAGCGCCAGGCAAAGGCAGCGCUGAAGUUGAGGGGGAACCCUCCCGCUGCGAGUGACAAAAAUGCGGAGAAGAGAUAAUCAUGGGGAAACAAAGCUGGAAAGAAGAGAGGAACCACGGCAGUCGCGAGGCGGGAGAAAGCCACCCAGAGUCGGCAGCCCUAGGGGGAGAUGAGACUCAGCCAGACCGAGGGAUCGAAAAGGAUUCCCGUGAGCACAAGGCAUCAUCGAUUUAAAGGAUAGUAAAUAAGUCUCCAUUUUUGAGGUAAAAACAAACCAGUUCCCGACGCCUGCUGCCGCCGUGGGACCUAGGAUGCUCAAAAUGAUUCCAGUGGUGAGGUAUAUAUAAUCAAGUUCUCUACGCCUUGCGUACACUUAGAUAUCAAAAGGAUAGACCAGGUGGAAGAGCCAGCCACAAAAACGAGUGGGGUGUGAAGCAGAGAAAUCGCGUUGCAAGUUUUCAAUAGAAUCAGAAAGUACCGUUUUUCUCGCUUUUGCUGCGUAAGGAAAAACGGUGCGGAAGAGGUGAAUUGCACUCUGUAGAAUCACAGUGAACCCCCCCUUCAUGCCACUUUGAAUCUGGCAUCUUCUUUAGCAUUCUCUUUGUCUGGCGAAUUUACCCGGCGUUCUUUUUCCCGUCAUCUCCAACUGCUAGAGGUCUGGCUUGCAGGGCUGUCAAACUCUACGGGCUUUGGGGGAACGUAGGCUUCCCUUCAGCGCUGCUGUGUCCCUGGCACCACGGAGUGCGGGAAUGAGAAAGGAUGGAACACGACAGGGUAAAGGCUGUCGUGGUUGCAGGCGAUUUUGUGGAGCUGUUUGCUUCAGCCGUCCCCUUGGUUUGCCAAUGCGUCUUCAUUUUGUAUAAAAAAGUCCAGUAUGGCGUUGCCUCCUUUUUUUGCUUGUCAAAACACCGCGGUUUCGGUUGUCUGACCACGUGCGAGACUUUGUGUUUCAUCC
Molecule: messenger RNA, 5312 nt
Organism: Toxoplasma gondii ME49
Lineage: Eukaryota; Apicomplexa; Conoidasida; Eucoccidiorida; Sarcocystidae
Exons: 4
Coding region: 600-4436 (1278 amino acids)
Source: RefSeq, a predicted model, not a curated record